CAGAGGGAGACACUCCACCCCCAAACUCCCACCCUCUGUUUUCCACCCUCCCUUCCUCCGAUACACUCUCGCACCCAGUUGCACACAUGCCAGGAUCCUCACACUGUACCUGAGCACUUUACUCCACGCAGCGACCACCCACGCUGGGAUCCAGUUAGCGGAUAGAGAGAGAAGGAGGCUGAAGCAGUUCUGCUAUCCCACUGCCGCUGCACACCUUAUCCUUAUUAGAGUUUCAGCUUCUUUUUCUUCCCUACCACCACCCCAUCAUCAUAUUCACCAUCACCGUCUCAUUCCAAGCCAAUUAGAUCAUGAACCUGCUAUUUUCUGGUUGCUAAGGAGGUGAACUCGAGCUCCGAGGAGUGGACGAGGCGGCACUUUGCUACUAAGAGACAGAAAGAAAGUGAAACAGAGAAACUAAGCAUGGCUCAGGACCAAGGGGCAGUGGGCAUAUCCGACCCAAAUGAUGAUUCUCCCAACAUGAUUGUUUACAGGAAGAUUGAGGAUAUCAUCACACACCUCCAAGACGAGACUGAAGGUGUGCCUGUCAGAACGGUCAAGAGCUUCCUGUCUAAGAUUCCCAGCGUUGUUACAGGUUCAGAUAUUGUUCAGUGGUUAAUGAAGAACCUCAACAUAGAAGAUCCUGUGGAGGCCAUACACAUUGGCAGUCUGAUCGCUGCUCAAGGCUACAUCUUCCCAAUCUCUGAUCAUGUUCUCACCCUUAAGGAUGAUGGCACAUUUUACCGCUUUCAGGCUCCAUACUUUUGGCCAUCUAAUUGCUGGGAGCCAGAGAACACAGACUAUGCCAUCUAUCUGUGCAAGCGGACCAUGCAGAACAAGACCCGGCUGGAGCUGGCAGACUAUGAGGCGGAGAAUCUAGCAAGGCUACAGAGGGCUUUUGCCAGGAAGUGGGAGUUCAUCUUCAUGCAGGCAGAGGCACAGGUCAAGAUCGACAGGAAAAAAGACAAGACCGAGAGAAAGAUUCUGGACAGUCAGGAGAGAGCCUUCUGGGAUGUUCAUCGACCUGUGCCAGGGUGUGUCAACACCACAGAGAUGGACAUCAGGAAGUGUCGCCGCCUGAAGAAUCCUCAAAGAGUGAAAAAGUCAGUAUAUGGUGUAGUGGAUGACACACAGACGCAGAGUCCUGUGCACACACCUUCACAACAGAGCAACAAGGACACCAAAGAGGGCGUAGAGAAAGAGAUUCUGUUCUUGAACACUCAGUUGGAUCGACACUGUAUGAAAAUGUCCAAAGUAGCUGAGACGUUAAUGACCUACACAGAGCAGUAUCUUGACUACGAUCCCUUUGUGUCAAUACCAGAGCCAUCGAAUCCCUGGAUCGGUGAUGACGUCACUCUCUGGGAGCUAGAGGCCAGUAAGGACCCGAGUCAACAGCGAGUAAAGAAGUGGGGUUUCUCUUUGGAUGAGGCUUUAAAGGACCCAGUGGGGCGUGAGCAGUUCCUUAAAUUCUUGGAGUCUGAAUUCAGCUCAGAGAACCUCCUGUUCUGGUUGGCCGUGCAAGAUCUGAAGUCCCGCCCCCUGCUGGAAGUGGCAAUUCGUGCUCAGGAGAUCUGGCAGGAAUUUCUUGCUGAGGGAGCUCCCAGUGCCAUCAAUCUGGACUCGCAUAGCUAUGAGCGCACCAGUCAGAAUCUAAAAGACCCUGGCCGCUAUAGCUUUGAAGAUGCCCAGGACCACAUCUACAAGCUGAUGAAGAGUGACAGCUACCCUCGUUUCCUGCGCUCCAAUGCUUACCAGGACCUCCUGAUGGCUAAAAAGAAGCCUGAGACUGACCAAGGCCGACGCACCUCCCUGGAGAAAUUCACUCGCAGUGUGGGCAAGUCUCUGACAAGUAAACGACUGACGGGCCUCAUGCAGUCCUCCUGACGAGUCCUGGGUUUUGAGAAGUCCAGUUCCCUCCAGAGAAACUGCGGUUUGUUGGGGUGGAAGCAUUGUGGCUAUGAUGGGCCAUGUGUAUGGACCAGCCUCUCUCCAAAACCCACCCAAACAUCACACAGCUACAGAGUCUAGAUGGCAGCAUGCAAUAAGUCCAAUUGAAUCUCCAAACAGCAACAGUGUUGUCUGUGUUUAUUAAAUCAGUGACUACAAUGACUGCAUACAUGAAUGUCAGAUUUCCCAGUACCAUCUAGAGCAACAUAAGUUUAUUUGAUACUUAUACCCAGAGUGUGGCAAGGACGGAACUGAUUGCUCAUUGCUGGAUUUCCAUUUAAAAUGACAUCAGUUCAGCCCUCUCAUUAUCAGUUUUGAAAACAUAAUGUGUGAUGAGAAGGGAUGCAGUAGGCAAUGUCAAGAACAUGUCAACGACAAGCAUUGGAAGAAGAGAGGAUACGUCUCAAACCAUCAGAGCAUUCCAGUGGAGUUUUCAAAGGAGAAAAUGAAAAAAGGGCUUGCAGUGUCUGUGUUCCCUCGAUUGAGGUUUGGACAAAACUUUUAAAACUCUCUCGUCACAUACUUUUUUUUUAAAUGGUGGUGAAAUAUGGAGUAUGAAUGUGGAAGUGAGGGGUUCCCACACAGCUCAGUGUUAUUUGAAUACUUUAAUGACUUCCUGCCAUUUUGGAGACUGUACUCUGUUGAUGGAAAAUAAUUUAUUCUGCGUUUACAGGGCAUGUUAUACUCGACUAUUAGCACAUGAUGUAAGACUUCUAUCGGAGAUGUGAGCAACAAGGAGAAACAUCUUUUAGACUCAGUUUUAUUGAGGGAUUAAAGAAGUAGACACAUGCUCACAUAUGUUUGACCAGGAUAAUUAAUAUAAUUGGCAGCCACUUAAAUCCAAAGCGACUUUCUGUGCAUUCAAGCUAUACAUUUGAUCAGGAUGCGUGUUGCCUGGGAUUCGAACCCACAACCUUAUCUUAGCUAAUGCUAUGCUCAGUGUGUUUCAGCUUUACAGCAAAUGUUUGACCAAACAAACAAUCAUCAAACAAAAAUUUUCAUUAUGUAUGUUUCAAACAAAUGCAUACAGUAGGUCCUUGUUUGUCUUGCUUGCCCGCUUUAAUGAAUGGUAUUGUAAAUCCAGCUUAGAAUGUAAGCGCCUAGUCGCUUAGUGUCAGUGUUGAUGAUGAUGGAUGAUCAUGACGAUGAUGGCCCUUUGCUCUGAGCACAAAGAUAAGGGGAACACAGCCCUUCACUCAUCACAAUUGAGUGGACAACACCGUUUUCACAAAAUUCUAAUCAAUAUGAAAGGUUUUCUCAUAACCAGACAUUCUGAAGAAAGCACAUAUUUACCAAACAACAACUCUCUCCAUCACCUCUGGACAUUCUCCAUUGCAACCCCAGUGGAGGUUUUUUGCUGACAUUAUUUCCUGAAGCACCAUCACUGCCAGAGAUACUUAGACUUUAACAAGCUGCUGUAACUCUGAACACAUGGAUUGUCUCUGCUAUCGUUAGCCCACAAAUUUCCGCAGACGGUAUGGCAGAACAGAAAAGUGUAUGGUUGCUAUGGUACGUCCCCUCUUCAUAUUUUCAGGUAGAAAUGGUUUGUUGACUCGUAACUGCGUGUUAGGUUGGAAUGGAAUGUAUAGACUCUGCAGCUGUUCUGGAUAUAGAAGAUGCUGUGUAGAAUAUUGAACAUUUAUUAUAACUUAGAGGCACAAGUGCCAUAUUCAGCACAAAACUAUGCAUGGAAUAUUUCUGAAGAGUUUUACUACUUUUAGUUUUUUCAAUGACAAAGAUGAUGGUCAGUAGGUCAACAUAAUGGAAAGGAGGACCUGAAGUCCUGAGUCAUUCAAUAAACAUUCAGUUUGGAGAA
Molecule: messenger RNA, 3760 nt
Organism: Myxocyprinus asiaticus (Chinese sucker)
Lineage: Eukaryota; Metazoa; Chordata; Actinopteri; Cypriniformes; Catostomidae
Product: regulator of G-protein signaling 6-like
Exons: 18
Coding region: 421-1881 (486 amino acids)
Biological process (GO): regulation of G protein-coupled receptor signaling pathway; G protein-coupled receptor signaling pathway; intracellular signal transduction
Molecular function (GO): GTPase activator activity
Source: RefSeq, a predicted model, not a curated record